This is a messenger RNA of Trichoderma reesei QM6a, 2784 nucleotides long. Its product is annotated as glycoside hydrolase family 2. The record is from RefSeq and is a predicted model, not a curated record. Lineage: Eukaryota; Fungi; Ascomycota; Sordariomycetes; Hypocreales; Hypocreaceae. Gene Ontology annotation, biological process: carbohydrate metabolic process; glycoprotein catabolic process. Gene Ontology annotation, molecular function: beta-mannosidase activity. The transcript is spliced from 3 exons. The coding region runs from base 1 to 2784 and encodes 927 amino acids.
AUGGGGCGGUUCUUAGCAGCGCUCUGGCUUGCGGCGAGCUGCGUCACCGCGCAGAGUAUAUUCAAUCUCAGCGAUGUUUCGUGGACGGUCAGCAACGGCGUCAACGCCACCGUGCCCGGCAAGCUUCCCUCGUAUGCCCACAUAGACCUGCUGGCUGCUGGCGUCAUUGACGAUCCCAUAUAUGGCUUCAACGAGUGGAACCAGUUCUGGGUCCAGCGAAUGAACUGGACAUACACGUCCGGGCCGAUCAAGGGACUUAAGUCUGGAGAAGAGUUGACUUCAUGGCUCGUAUUCGAGGGUCUCGACACCUUUUGUGAGAUCAAGCUCUGCGGCCAGAAAGUCGGCGACACCAAGAACCAGUUCCGCAAAUACACCUUUGAUGUCUCUGACAUCCUGCCCAAGUGCAAGGGCGAUCCUGUCCUCAGCUUGAAUUUCGGGUCCGCGAGCAAGAUUGUGCUCGACAUUUCCCAGCGGGGCGAUCUGUGUACGUUGAUCUCCAUGCCUGUGUCGUGUGAAAGUCUCUCCGCUUACAUGUUUUGCCGAGUCUAUAUGCGAAAGCAGGAGAGCGACUUCGGCUGGGACUGGGGCCCGCAGUUUGCUCCAGCUGGUCCAUGGCGCCCGGCGUACAUUGUGCAAAAGGGCAAGACGGAUCCCGUGUACAUCACGAACACGGCCAUCGACAUCUAUCGCCAAGGUCAAAUGCCCAAUCUGUCGCCCGAUCAGUCCAAGCCUUGGGUCUUCAAUGCUAGUAUCGAUUACAUCGGUACCUUGCCCAAAGGCUCACAGUUCCACGUCAAGAUCGUCGACAGCAAGGGCCACACGCUCAAGGAGGCCAACCUGGUCGGCAUCACCCAGAGUGACGGUACUAUCACCGGCAGCACCGCCAUCAACACCAAGGUUGACCUGUGGUGGCCCUCCGGCUACGGAGAGCAGCCAUUGUACACCGCGACGCUGUCUCUCAUCAGUGCAGGAGUCUCCAAGCAUGCCACCGUCACCAAGCGCGUCGGCUUUCGAACCAUUGUCCUCAACCUCAAUGCCAUCACUGAGGCAGACAAAGCCAAGGGCGUCGCUCCGGGAGCCAGCUGGAAAUUCGAGAUCAACGGCCACGAGAUGUAUGCCAAGGGCUCCAACUUUGUCCCUCCCGACGUCUUCUGGCCCCGUGUGAACCAGACCAAGAUCAAGGAGACGUUCGAGCUCGCCAUCAACUCCCAUUUUAACAUGAUGCGAAUCUGGGCCUCCGGAGCCUAUCUGCCUGACUGGGCGUAUGACCUGGCCGACGAGAUGGGUUUGCUGCUUUGGUCCGAAUUCCAAUUCUCCGUCGCCUACUUCCCUGCCACGCCCGACUUCCUGGCUGAGUAUGAAGCCGAGGCCUACUACAACACCCGCCGUGUGAACCACCACCCCAGUUUGGCUCUGUGGGCUGGAGGCAACGAGCUCGAGUACCUCAUCUAUGGCUGGUGGCUCAAUCCCCGGAAUAACACCCAGCUGGAGGACUAUGAGACCAUCUUCCAACAGCACCUUGCCAAGUGUGUGUACGCCAACACCCACUCCAUCAGCUAUAUCCCCUCUUCCACCUACCACGGAUACACUUCGCUUGACUUCAACUCCGUCAGUCCUCAGACCUCGCGAUAUGACUACAUGGAGAGCCCCGAUGCAAUCUACCAUGACACCGACUUCUAUAACUAUGACGGUAGCAUCGCAUUCCAGUACAGCGGCUACCCAGUUGGUCGUUUCGCCGACGAGUUUGGCUUCCCCUCUAUGCCGUCCGUCUACUCCUGGAGGGAUGCCAUUCCUGAAAGCGAGUUCAACUUUGACUCGUCAUAUGUCCGCCACCACAACCGUCAUCUGAGCGGCGGCAGCGACUUUUUCUCGUCCUCCGCCAACGGCAUAAACCAGUUUACCGACAGCAUUAAGCUGUGGUACCCCUUGCCCCAACUGGAGGAUCCCGUGGCCAACUUCACCGCCUGGACGUGGACCUCGCAGGUUUUCCAGGCCGACUACUAUCAGGCCCAAAUUGCGUUUUACCGACGCGGAUCUGGUCUUCCCAACAGACAGAUGGGCUCUUUGUACUGGCAGUUCAACGACAUCUGGGUCGGCCCGACCUGGUCCAGUACGGAGCACAACUUGCGCCAAAAGGUGGCCUACUAUGCGGCCAAGGACAUCUUCAAUCCCGUCAUUGUCUGGCCGUUUUACGACGAGGCCACCGAUGUCCUGGAGGUGUGGGUUGUUUCGGAUCUGUGGGAGAAAGUUUCCGGAACUGCCACCUUCCAGUGGGUCGACUGGAAGGGCAAUGCGCUGGAUGUUGGUCCUCCUGUCCACGUGAAGCCUGCUCGCGAUGGAUCGUUCAAGGUCAACUUCGACGUGCAGCCCAUCAAUGCCACCCGGCUGGUCACAUAUCCUGCCUUGUCAACCUUUUUCGCCUGCAAGAACCCGUUGUCGAAUGCGCUACUCUCAAUUUCCGUCAAGGCCGGUGAAUAUACCCACUCCAAGUUCUUUCACCCUCAAAGCCUCCGAUUGAGCAGCAUUGCCGACCCAGGCCUGGCCAUGACCAAGUCGCUUCGAGGAAAGACGGCCCAGUUCAAGAUCACCGCCACCAAGGGUGUUGCGGCAUGGGUGUGGGUCGACUACCCCUCCACUGUGAGGGGAUACUUUGACCAGAACGGCUUCUGGCUUCACAAGGGCGAGAGCCGUACCAUUACUUUCAUCGUCUGGGACGACUGGUCCAGUGGUGCAUGGAUCAAUGAUGUUGUUCUCAGAUCCAUAUAUGACAAUGUGGACAAGUAG